Messenger RNA from Camellia sinensis, 2892 nucleotides. Its product is annotated as sucrose synthase 7. Lineage: Eukaryota; Viridiplantae; Streptophyta; Magnoliopsida; Ericales; Theaceae. The record is from RefSeq and is a predicted model, not a curated record. Gene Ontology annotation, biological process: sucrose metabolic process. Gene Ontology annotation, molecular function: sucrose synthase activity.
UGAAAACCCAGCAACAAGACACGCCAUUUGAUCUAUAAAUACGUCCAAAACCCAUCUCAAUCUCAAACACACCAAACCAGUCUCAUUUGUUAUUGUUGAUAUAUCUUUGUAACCGUAAAACUAGUUUUUGUUGUAAAGCUGAAAUGGCUACUCCACCGGCAUUGAAGCGGUCUGAAUCGAUGGCGGAUAGCAUGCCGGACGCCCUGAGAGAGAGCCGGUAUCAUAUGAAGAAGUGCUUUGCUAAGUACAUUGAGAAGGGGAAGAGGUUGAUGAAGCUUCAUCAUUUGAUGGAUGAAAUGGAGAAAGUGAUUGAUGAUAAGAAAGAGAAAGAACAGGUCUUGAGCGGCUUGCUUGGCUACAUUUUGUGCACCACUCAGGAGGCAGCAGUUGUUCCUCCAUAUAUUGCCUUUGCCAUUAGACCAAAUCCUGGAUCUUGGGAAUUUGUCAAAGUGGGCUCUGCAGAUCUAUCAGUAGAGGGAAUCAAUGCCACAGAAUACUUGAAAUUCAAAGAAACAAUUGUUGAUGAAGAUUGGGCAAAAGAUGAAAAUGCUUUGGAAGUUGAUUUUGGAGCAAUGGACUUUUCCACUCCUCGCUUGACUCUAUCUUCUUCUAUUGGAAAUGGAACUAAUUUUAUUUCAAAAUUCCUCACUUCUAAUCUCAACAGUGGCACACUGGCGGCGCAGCCUCUUGUGGAUUAUUUACUCACCUUAAACCACCAUGGAGAAAAACUCAUGAUCAACGAGACUAUCAACACCGCUUCCAAGCUUCAAAGCGCGCUAAUAGUAGCUGAAGUAGCACUUUCAACCAUUCCCAAGAACACACCAUAUCAGAACUUUGAGCCUGGAUUUAAAAAAUGGGGCUUUGAAAAGGGAUGGGGCGAUACAGCAGAACGAGUGAAGGAGACAAUGAGAUCACUCUCGGAGAUCUUACAAGCGCCUGACCCCUUAAAUAUGGAAAAGUUCUUUGGCAGGCUUCCAAUAGUGUUCAAUGUCGUCUUGUUCUCUGUCCAUGGGUACUUUGGCCAAUCAGAUGUCCUUGGUUUGCCUGACACCGGCGGGCAGGUGGUAUAUGUUUUGGAUCAAGUAGUUGCUUUCGAAGAAGAAUUGCUCCUCCGGUUUAAGCAACAAGGCCUUAACGCAAAGCCUCAAAUUCUUGUGGUCACCCGACUCAUCCCUGAUGCUAAGGGGACUAAGUGCAAUGUGGAAUUAGAACCAAUCGCCAACACAAAGCAUUCUCACAUCCUUCGCGUGCCAUUUAGGACGGAAAAUGGAGUCCUCCCCCAAUGGGUUUCGCGAUUUGACAUUUAUCCAUACCUCGAAAGGUUUACUCAGGAUGCUGCAGAGAAAAUCCUCCAAACCAUGGAAGCGAAACCAGAUCUAAUCAUUGGAAACUACACAGAUGGCAAUUUGGUUGCAUCGCUUAUGGCUAGCAAACUUGGGAUAACUCUGGGAACUAUUGCACACGCUUUAGAGAAGACAAAGUACGACGAUUCGGACCUCAAAUGGAAAGAAUUAGAUCCUAAGUACCACUUCUCGUGUCAAUUCACAGCUGACACGAUUGCAAUGAACACUGCAGAUUUCAUCAUCACAAGCACGUACCAAGAAAUUGCAGGAAGCAAAGAUAGGCCCGGGCAAUAUGAAAGUCACACUGCAUUUACGCUUCCAGGGCUUUGCAGGGUUGUUUCUGGCAUCAAUGUUUUCGAUCCCAAAUUCAAUAUCGCUUCUCCUGGGGCUGACCAAUCCGUCUAUUUCCCUUACACCGAAAAACAAAAGCGUUUCACAUCAUUUCGCCCUGCAAUAGAAGAAUUACUCUUUAGUAAAGUCGAUAACAACGAACACAUUGGUUACCUAGAAGACAAGAAAAAACCCAUCAUCUUCUCAAUGGCGAGGCUUGACACAGUGAAGAACAUCAGUGGACUAACUGAGUGGUAUGGAAAGAACAAGAGGCUAAGAAAUUUAGUCAAUCUUGUUAUUGUUGCGGGUUUUUUUGAUCCAUCAAAAUCAAAAGACCGCGAAGAACAAGCUGAGAUAAGGAAAAUGCACACAUUGAUUGAAAAAUACCAACUGAAGGGUCAAAUCAGAUGGAUAGCAGCACAGACAGAAAAGAACCGGAAUGGAGAGCUCUAUCGAUGCAUUGCUGACACAAAAGGGGCUUUCGUGCAGCCUGCACUGUAUGAAGCAUUUGGGCUCACGGUUAUUGAAGCAAUGAACUGUGGAUUGCCUACAUUCGCAACCAAUCAGGGAGGUCCGGCUGAGAUCAUUGUUGAUGGGGUUUCGGGAUUUCAUAUUGAUCCAAGCAAUGGCGAUGAAUCGGGUGAAAAGAUUGCUGAUUUUUUCCAGAAGUGUAAGGAGGAUACUGAGUACUGGAACAGGAUUUCAAAAUUGGGCUUGCAGCGUAUUGAAGAGUGCUAUACAUGGAAGAUCUAUGCAAACAAGGUGUUGAAUAUGGGUUGUAUUUAUAGCUUUUGGAGGCAGUUGAACAAAGAUCAGAAGCAAGCAAAGCAAAGAUACAUCCAAAUGUUCUAUAAUCUCCAUUUUAGGAACUUGGUGAAGAAUGUCCCAACUUCAAGGGUUGAAGCCCAACAAGUGCCCAAGGAAAACCCCAAAGCACAGCCCUCACAAAGCAUCAAGCGCACAUCAACUCGGUUGCAGAGGUAAGAGUUGACUUAAACAAGUUUGAUGAUGUCCCAGGUUGUUCGGAUCUUGAAGAUCCAUACAUCCUAUCAUCCAUACAUACACAAAGGCUGCUUCAUUCAGUUCAUCCUAUGUAAUAUUUAUUUUUUAUUUUUUUCUCUCUCAUAUUUCCAUUGCUUUAAGAAGCUUAUGCAAAUGAUUUGUACAUUGAAACAAUAAAAGAGGAUUUGCAGUUUGAUAUCUGGUGCAGAUCAAUCAA